AGCCGUGGCUCCAGGCUUUUACUGACUGUCACUUGUUGGGCUGAACGCCUCACUGAGAGCUGACAGACUCGUCGGCUACACGUGAUGGUUGGUGCGCGUCACCGAAGCGCUGUCGCUCGCCUGGAGACCGGAGCAGGGCUGACUGACAUUGCAUGUAGCAGCUGUAAAUAAAGAAUAAAAAAAACCCUCCAAAGUACCGAGGAACCGAUGAGCCAGACAGCAUCUGCUUCAUUAAUUCCAGUUGCUGUCAUUCAUUCGCUGAGUUGUCUGUUGGGCUGUUUUGCGCUGCUUUUCUUGUAGAUUUGAUUUGCCAAGUAAAAAAAAAAAAAAAAAAAAAAAAAAAAAAAGAAGGGAAAGCAAAAAACAUGGCUGGUUUAAUGGCAGGUUUUGGUCAUUACACCCACGCCGUCGUCCGGGGAAUCCCCACGUCCCUGGUUCGAGACGCGCUCCGGAGCAGCCAGGCGGACGUGGACCUGGCCAAGGCGCACGGGGAACACGAGGCGUACGUGGAGGUCCUGAGGACGAGGCUCGGGCUGGAGGUGGUCGAGCUUCCCGCGGACGAGACGCUCCCGGACUGCGUGUUCGUGGAGGACGCGGCGGUGGUGUGCGGUGACACGGCGCUCAUCACCAGACCCGGCGCAGAGAGCAGAAGGGGAGAGACGGAUGCAAUGAAGGCAGCUCUGAAGAACCUGAAUCUGAACAUUGUGGAGAUGACUGAUGAGAACGCCACACUGGAUGGAGGAGAUGUGCUUUUUACAGGUCGGGAAUUUUUUGUGGGCCUUUCCAAACGGACCAAUCAGAGAGGAGCAGAGAUUCUAGCAGAUGCCUUUAAGGACUAUGCUGUGUCUACUGUGCCUGUGCUGGAGGGGCUGCAUCUGAAGAGCUUCUGCAGCAUGGGGGGGCCAGGCCUUAUUGUCAUCGGCUCCAGUGAACCUGCCCAGAAAGCCCUCAAAAUCAUGCAGCAAAUGAGUGACCAUCGUUACGACAAACUGACGGUGCCUGACGAUAUUGCUGCCAACUGCAUCUACAUGAAUCUGCCCAAUAAGGGUCAUGUGCUUCUGCAUUGCACAGCAGAGGAGUUUCCUGAGAGCGUAAAGGUGUUUGAGAAGCUGAAGGACCACAUGCUGAUCCCUGUGUCCAACCAGGAGAAGGUCAAAGUGGACGGAGCCCUCACAUGCUGCUCUGUACUCAUCAACAAGAAGGCCAACAUCUGAGCAUGCUCACAAGGGGGGGGGGGGGGGGGGGGGGGGGGGUUCUCUUAAGUGCAUGGUUCUGUAACUAAACAGAACCUGUAUUUGAUCCCUGAGAAUCCUAUCUUGGCACUAUAGGAAAGUUUGAUAUUGCAGAUAGGCAAAGAAUAAAUUAAAUGGGUGAGAAUCAUCCCAAAUGUUUAAUUAAAAUACAGUGAAAUGUCUUAAAAUGUAUGGAUAGAUCUAGUUUGAUCUGUAUCUGUUAAUUUGCUACAGAACUAACUACUGUAAAAAUUUGAAAAUCACAGAGCUUUUUUUUUUUAUUAUUACUAAUUAAUUUCCCAUAUUUGAGCCAUAAUUAUUUGUAUUACAGUACUUGAUGAUUUACAAUUAGUAUAAGAGCAAAUAAACUAUAAUUUACAUGAACUACAAAUCAGAUUUCAUCCAAAUUCAGUGGUGGCUGGUGCUAAACAUGACUGGGGGGUGUCAGAGAAUAAGAACAGAGUUAUGAAUUGGUUUAAAGGGUUGUAUUUUUUAUGCCAGUCAGAUGGUUAUGUGCGCGUCAUUAGACUUGGAUUUUAAUGUUUGAUAAGCGACUUCACGUUCAAGAGGGAAUCAGAUCACAGACUCCCAGGUGACAGCCUCGCGACCUACCCACUCAACCACAGAAUAGUUGUAUUAAUGGAGCAUUUGUCUCAUAUUCUGUUACUUUGCAGCCCCUGUGUAAAACAGAGGUGGAGACAACUUAACAGGACAUAUAUGUGUUAUUUGUGACAUUUGGUGGAGGUUAAUUGGGGAUUUUACAUUCAUUCUGCUCUUUAAAAAGUCUUACCCGAGGCAGCUUGGCAACUCAGCACAAAAAUAUCCAAUUAUAUGAGGACAAGACAAUGAAAAUAAUUCUGCUUGAGAUGAUGAGGCUGACACCCUGUGACUAGGAAGUGAACAUAUUCCCACAGAAAUUAAACAAAUACAGGUAAAAAUAGUUUUUGCAAUAAUUGAACUUAACUGGAGGGCACAAGAAAAUUAAUAUAGUAUAAUUUUUUUUUUCUUUUUUUGACAUUCCUAUAAUUAACAAGUUUAGUUCAAGUCCUUUUAAGUAUAGGCAGCACCACAGCACCUCCUAUGGACCAGCUACCACUGCUUCCAAACUAAUUUCAGUCAUGUCAUGUUGAGUCUCCUUUGAUCCUGAGGAGCUCCUGCUGCUAGCACAUAGAUUAUUAAACUGUUUUGCUCGCUGUGAAAAAGAACCACAUAGAAUAGAGCACCAGACCGAGAAAUCCAGUCUAAUACAUGAAGGUACACACAAAAAAACAUCUCACACUCAGAUGUUUAAUUGGUCUGUUCUAUUUUCUUCUAUUUACAUGCGAGCAAACCUCACCUGCUUCUGCGAUAGCAUGAACACUUCACUUUGAUUGCGGCUAUUUUUUUUUUUUUUUUACUAUUGGAGUGGACAUAUUAGUACUUACAAUUAGCUGGUUUUGAUUUCUCAUGAUGAAAAUUCUCCUGCAAAUGAAGCUUUUGGUAUGACCCCAGUGUUACGACUGAUUGUAUUUGUGAUUUAGUGUGAUAUUGUGAUAUUGAAAGUACUGCCAUUAACACCUGAGGUGCUCUUACUUUUCAAGACUUACUGCUUACUAUUCAUCGUCGUUAAUCCUACAUUACUGGUACAAUUUCUGGUGUGAACCUCAGUAAGUUGUUGAAGUUAACAGUAGUUCUUUAGCUGAUGCUACAGAGAUCACCUGUAGCUGCUUACCAUUCAGCAUCCUUCCUGGUAAUCACUUAUUUACAUUUAUGUGGGGAUGCAAAUCUACCAAAAACAGAGAACAGUGAUUAACCUGUGCCAAUCCUUUAUGGGAAAUGUGUUAUUUAUUCCAACAUAACACCUCUGCUCUUUUCAUUUUACCAUGUCUGUAUGAAGAACUGAUGAUUUUACUACUACUGUUUUAGGCUGAAACCACUGUCAUGAGUUUCUUUUUUAACUGCCUGGGAGUUUUACACUAACUGUUAAAGAGCAUGCUGUGAAACUGAUGUCUAGUCCACUAAAUCCAAUAGCACCAUAUGUGACUGCAGCGGGCGAGUUAACACAGCAUGCACAACAAGUUUGGUGUGUCUCAGUGUGUGCUCACUAUGGUUUUUGGCAGCAGGAGUUUAAGGGGAUGGUGAUGGGCUCUGUUACAGUGGCCUUAUCUCUGUUGAAUUCCUGUUUGAGGCCAAUUACCAUGACAACAUCCUCAGUAUGUGUAUGUAUACUGUACUGUAAAUACUCUGUAUACUGUACAUGUUAAAGCCCCUGAUGUUUGAGACCGUGUUGUUUCUCAAUGUGAUUGUAAGUGAAAGUUGAGGAAAUGACAUCAGGAGGUGAUUCAACCUUCCUCUACAGACAUUUGCGUAUGGGCAAGUGGACAGUGAUGAAACAUGGAAAGAAUUCCUUUUGGGAGGAGAGGCUUGUACGCCAGUAAACACUGACUCUCUUAAACUUUCUCUGUCUUUCUUUUGACUGUCUCACUCUACUCGCUCGCUGUCUCCCACCCUUUGCUAUUCCCUUAUAGACGAUUCUGGGCUAAUUUAUGGUCAUGAUAUCAUACAGUCUGGCAAACACUGUGGAUGUGAUGGCCCGCCAUUAAACUGUGACACUCGGUAGUAUAUUUUAUGGAGAGCUGCUGGCUGGAUGGAGGCUGAUGGCUGCAAAGCAUCCAGCUCUUGAUUUGAACACAGAUAACUUCACAAGUCCAAUACGCUGUGAUAAGUACAAAGUCAGCCACUAGUUUCAAGGGCAGUUUAGUCAUCCUCUCACUGUGAUUUCAGAUUAUUCUUUUGUUGUACAUAUGAGACAACCCUUCCCCCCACAGAUUAAAAAUCUUUGAAGAGUUA
Messenger RNA from Sphaeramia orbicularis (orbiculate cardinalfish), 4061 nucleotides. RefSeq names its product dimethylarginine dimethylaminohydrolase 1 (gene ddah1). Gene Ontology annotation, molecular function: dimethylargininase activity; amino acid binding. Gene Ontology annotation, cellular component: mitochondrion. Gene Ontology annotation, biological process: positive regulation of nitric oxide biosynthetic process; arginine metabolic process. Lineage: Eukaryota; Metazoa; Chordata; Actinopteri; Kurtiformes; Apogonidae. Bases 366 to 1214 code for a protein of 282 amino acids. The record is from RefSeq and is a predicted model, not a curated record. The transcript is spliced from 6 exons.